UGGCUAGUUAUCAGAUGAGGGGCGGAGUUGCUUGGAAAUGAAUGUUAUAAAUAUGUAUGUACAACUACUACUAGUCUUAUAGUUAUACUAAGUUGUAGUAGUUCCAGAAGUUAUUCGUUAAGAAAUAAAACGCUAAAAAUGUUAUUUCAUCGCAAAUUCAAUAAAUUAACCAUCGUUAUUUUACUAUUAAUAUUACUGUUAUGUAUUGCCAAAGAAGCUUACAGUUACAGUCACAAUGAUAGUGAUACAGAGUACGAUUACUUGAAUAUAAACAAAGAAAAUCCAGAAUUAAGACUUGAUGACAUUUUCACAGAAGAUGUAGUCCACAGUUCAAAACAAAGGAAAAGGGUUGAAGAUAUGACAUUAAUGUGGAAAACUACUAUUUUGCGUGUACCAGAUGCAGUAUGGGUUUUACAGCCGUUUCAUGAUGUGGGUGUAAAUACCAUUUCUGCAUUCAAAGAACCUGAGCCUGCAUCUUCGGACCAUGGUUAUCUAAAUUUAGAUGAUAUUAACAGGUUGUACAGAAAAGUGUUCUCAAACCAGAAGGAUAAAAAUUUUGCUGUCUCACUUUCAGAACGUUCGGCAAAGCUAGUGAAUAUGACUGACCAGUGUGAAAUAGAUAUAACGUAUACUUUAGAAAGUUUAAUGGAGUUUGAUGAAAGUGGAGAAUGGGCAUUCCAGAUGUUUGAUGCUGCGGGAAAACUAACCAGUGGAUUCUUAAAAGGGAGUUUCCAGUGGCUUGGAAGCUACAAGGAAUGUAUUGAUGUAUCUGCACCACAGGGUGUUAUAAAUGGAACAGAUGUCACUUUUGGAGGCUUCAGUGGUCAGUAUUGUCAAAGUAGUUGGUUUCUGAAGAUUUUUGGAAAGGCCAAUAUCCCACUUAAUAUUGGUAUAUGUGUGCCAAGCAGUUGCAGAAGUGACAAAAUUCAAAAAGAAAUCAAAUCAUUGUGGAAGAAGAUAGGUAGUAUCCCUAUCCUAAAUGGAGUAACAAAAAAUCUUUCUCCGAGCCGAGUGGUAUGCAAGUCAGAUUCUAUUCCAUGGAAAACUGGAGACAUUGUAGUCUUGGUUCUGUUUUCCAUUAUUGGAGCCUUACUAGUAAUGGGCACUACAUAUGAUGUCUUCCAAAGAUUCUAUUUUGACAAGAGAGAAAAUAAAGUUUGCACUAAUAACCAAUUAGGGGAAGAAAAACAUCCUAUUGACCAAUCAGAUUCUACUGCUGUGCAGUCUAAACCAGGGAAUGUUGAAAUUACUAUCAGCAGUCCACAUUCAGCUCACUUUUCUAAUCCUGAAUGUAAUGAAGCUGUCAAUACCAUCAAUAAUGAAUUGGAAGUAUAUGUCCCAACAGAAGCAGCGAAAUCUGAUUUUGAUGUCGUUAGAAGUGAUUCUCUCACAGAGAGCUUCUUUCCCAAACCACGGAAAUCAGCACUUUUAGGUGCUAUCGGGGAUAUUCUUCUGUGUUUUUCUGUGUACACUAAUGGAGCAAAGUUACUGGAUGCUACCCCACCUAAAGGUCAACUUGGUUGUGUGCACGGCAUUCGAUUUCUCAGCAUGUCUUGGGUUAUAUUGGGUCAUACUUACCUAUUUGGGUAUCCUCUCUUUGAAAAUUUUCUAGAAGUUUUGGAACUGGUUAAUACAAGAGCAUUUGAGGCUGUUAUACAGGGACCAUUUUCUGUUGACACAUUUUUUCUUUUGAGUGGACUACUCGUUACCUACUUAUUCUUAAGAGAGUCUCACAAGAGUAGAACUACUUGGUUUAAGUGGGUGUACUUUUACGUUCAUCGUUUCUGGAGGUUAACCCCAACACUUAUGUUAUUACUUGCUUUUGAUGCUGUUUUAUGGAAGCAUCUUGGAUCGGGACCAUACUGGCCUGAGGAGGGCACUGAAGGAACGAAGUGCUCAAAUUACUGGUGGCGAAAUCUUUUGUACAUCAACAACAUGUGGAAUCAAACAUAUAUGUGCAUGCCUUGGACAUGGUACUUGGCGAAUGACAUGCAAUUCUAUAUCAUUAGCCCCUUGUUCUUAUCAAUUUUUAAAAGUCACACAUUAAUAAGUGUUGGUGUUGUUGGUGGUUUGAUGCUGACGUCAUGGAUAUCUACUGGAGUUCUGAGUUCAGUCUAUAAGCUUAACUCUAUGUUUAUGCAACUUCGUGAUGCAGAAGCCCUUAUAGCUGCUUCAAACGAUCAGCAGGCAUAUUUCAACAUAAUAUACAUAAAACCAUGGUGUCGUAUCGGUCCAUAUCUUGUUGGUGUUAUAGUAAGCUUUCUCCUGUAUCGCACUGGAAAGAGAACCAAUUUCCUAAACAAGUGGUUAGUUUUACUGUGUUGGCUAAUAGCUGCAGGCCUUUGCCUGUCUGUGGUAUAUGGUACAUAUCAUGUUGAUAUGUCAAAUUCUACCACUUCUCUUUAUAAUACUCUAUCACGUACAGCAUGGGCAGUUGGUGUUGGAUGGGUGAUUUAUGCUUGUGUAACAGGACAUGGUGGUUUCAUAGACACACUGUUGUCAUGGAGAUUUUGGAUCCCAUUAAGUCGACUCACCUACUGUGCUUACCUCAUCCAUCCACUGGUGAUGUACUGGUACUACCUGAGCAGCAAAACUACAAUGUACGUCACUCACCCCUUGAUGGUAAUCAACUUUCUUGCCUUCACCGUUGUUUCCUACUCUCUGGCUUUGAUGGCAUCAUUGGCCUUUGAAUCACCAAUGAUGGCUUUGGAAAAAUUUAUUGUUAGCAAAAUCGAUCUGUGAUGCAAAAUUAAGUAGACUAAAUGAAACUUAGUUGGUAGAAAAAUAAAUACUUAGGUUAUUUGUAUUUAAAAAAAAAUAUAUAUAUAUCAUCCUUAAUGGUUUCAAGUACUUUGGAACCUCCUUGUUUGGUAUGACCUAAGUUCUUAAAAUAUUCUUUAUAAUCUUAGUAAUUUGUAAUAAUUCUACAAAGUUUCAUAAAUUUCAUUUCUAAUACAUGUAGACUGCAAUUGGUCUUAUAAAUCUACAUAAAAAUUAAACAAAUUGUACUUUUUAUCUAUUGUCUAAACUUAAUGCUUGUAUUCUGUGAUAUAGAUUUAUUAUUUGGUUGUUUAUUGUUAUAUGAUCAUGAUUGUAUUUACUUUGUACCAAAAAAGUAUUAUAUCAUUUGAGUCCAAUGGACCAACCCUGUAUGGGAGAAGUAAUGUGGCCUAUAAUUCCAAAUUUAUAAAGUUUAUCUUCAUGGAAUAUGGCAAGCUUUUAGUCACCAGUACAAGUCUGUUGUACACAAAAAACUUAAAAAAAGCUUUACUAAAAGUUUUAUACUGAUGAUAUACCUGUGAAAUGCCGGCAUCAGUCUGACUCAGACUCUAACAAGCCAGAGUGCAAGAGGAUGUUCAUGUGAAGAAUAAAAAUACUUUUGUCCAUUACACAUUUUGCAUAACUUCUACAACAUCUUAAAUGUAUUAUCUAAAGUUUUUCAGUAUCCCUUUAUAUUUAAUUUGGUACUUACUCUCAUUUAAAAGGAAUUGUCACUAAAUAAGCAACAUAGGGUAAAAUGAAUAGUUGAUAACUCUGACAUCAAAUGCGUAAUACCGUGUUGAAUGGCACUAUUUUCAAGGUUGUGGCAUGCACACUUUGACCCCCACCUGUGUACGUAGGGUUAAAUCUAACUUAAUAAAUCUGACUGUGAUAUAACUUCUGAUUAUGACUAGGUUUCCUUUAAUCUUUACAGUUAAGCAGUAGGAAAAAAUGAGUUUGUUGGUCUAAAUGUGUCCAGAUUCAGUUCAGUUUUGUGAAUGUAGUUAUUAAGUCCAAAAGUAUUAAAACAGUUUUAUGUUUGACCACUAGAAGAAGCUGGGUGAUUAUUUUUAAGAAGUUAUAAUUAUUUAUCCUAAUUUGAUAAAGGAUUUAUUCAUCAAUCCAACAAAGGCAUUUUUUUAAAAAAAUAUGGAGCCCAAUCUAUCAUUCAAUUCACCACUUGUCACUGAGUUAUACUAGGUUUGGGCAGUGAAGCAAUUAAUAGAUUGAACAUCAUAUAUUUAUUUUGUGUUUUAAACAAUUUGUCUCCUGACUAUUUCAGAAGAAUAAAUUAUUAGCACCAAUCCUACUUUAUCUUCAAAACUUAUGUGGCAAGUGAAAGAUGCCAUGACUAUAAUACGCAUUUGUUGGAUUUUGUUGUAUAUGUGUAGCAAAACAAUCCUGUUUUUUCAGUAAGUAAUUAUUAUUAAAAAUAUGAGUUUAUGUUACUUCCCUAUGAGUGGAAAAUGUUUAUCUUUUUAUAGAGCACUUCUCAUUGUAGAAGUAGAAAUAGCAUAUUUCUUAUUGCAAUAAAAAGUAUUAGUUUAGCAAGUAAAAUUAAAUAUUUAAAUAAACAAAACCAAGUAGGAUACUUAUAAGCCUUUUAUUCAAUAAACUGUAUAAAUUUUGGCAUUAAAAAAAAAAGGAAAUACUUCAAACAAGAUUGGACAAAAAAAAACAUAGCAGUUGAGUGUAUUUAUACCAGCUAUUGUCAAGUAUUAAAAUUAAUUUAUAUUUAGUAAGGUAUUUUUGGAUGGAGAACAAAGGAACUGUAAUAACUAAUUAAUGAAAUUGUGUUUGAGUAGUUUUGUAAUUUAUAACCUGUUUUUCUAUCAGACAAAAUAAUCAUUAAAGAAAAGCUUUUGUUUUGUUAUUGUAAGUAAAAAAGUGGGUAUAUUAUUAAAAACUCUAUUAAGGUUCAGAUGUUUUAAAGAAAACUUGCAGAAUCGUAAAGUCAAAUGUAAUAUUUCACAAUAUGACUUAUUGAUAUUGCCUAUAAUUUUUUAAAUGAAUAAUGGUUGGUAUAUUUUUAUACAUACAUAUAUAUAAUUGCCAUAAAAGAACCUCUUUUUUUUGGGGGGGGGGUACCUUUUGGCUGUGGAACUUCGGUAAAUAAAAAUAUUCAUAUUAAU
Limulus polyphemus (Atlantic horseshoe crab) is the source of this 4892-nucleotide messenger RNA. RefSeq names its product O-acyltransferase like protein-like. NCBI's taxonomy places the organism in Eukaryota, Metazoa, Arthropoda, Merostomata, Xiphosura, Limulidae. The transcript is spliced from 15 exons. Gene Ontology annotation, molecular function: acyltransferase activity, transferring groups other than amino-acyl groups. The record is from RefSeq and is a predicted model, not a curated record. Bases 139 to 2742 code for a protein of 867 amino acids.